CGCUCCCGAGCCCCUCCCUGGGCAGGUGCUUCCCGGGGGCGCGCAGCAGAGAAGAAGGAGGAGGAGGGAGAAGGAGAAGAAGGAGAGGAGGAAGGCGCCUCCCGAUGCGGCGGAGCUGAGCCAAGAAGAGACCCCCUUUCUCCCUCCCUUUCUCCCUCCCUCCCUCCCUCCUUCCUUGAAGGACCCCCGCCCCGAGGAAGAGGAGGAGGAAGAGGAAGAGGCCAGGAUGGCGAAGCCUCGCACGGAGAGGAACAGCUGGGGUGGCUUCUCGGAGCGGAGUUACGAAUGGAGCUCGGAGGAGGAGGAGCCGGAGGGCAAGGCGCGCCCAGUGCAGGUGCUGAUCGUGAAGGACGACCACUCCUUCGAGCUGGACGAAGCCGCCCUCAAUCGCAUCUUGCUCUCUGAAGCCGUGCGCGACAAGGAGGUGGUCGCCGUCUCAGUGGCCGGAGCCUUCCGCAAAGGGAAGUCCUUCCUCAUGGAUUUCAUGCUGAGAUACAUGUACAACAUGGAGUCGGUCGACUGGGUCGGCGAUUACAACGAGCCACUGACAGGUUUCUCCUGGAGAGGAGGGUCGGAGCGAGAGACGACCGGGAUCCAGAUCUGGAGCGAAGUCUUCCUGGUCGACAAGCCGGACGGGAACAGGGUGGCCGUUCUGCUCAUGGACACUCAGGGGACCUUCGACAGCCAAUCGACGUUGCGCGAUUCGGCCACUGUCUUUGCGCUGAGCACCAUGAUCAGCUCCAUCCAGGUGUACAAUCUGUCCCAGAACGUCCAGGAAGACGACCUCCAGCACUUGCAGCUCUUCACGGAAUACGGGCGGCUGGCCAUGGAGGAGACCUUCCUGAAGCCCUUCCAAUCCCUCAUCUUCCUCGUUCGCGACUGGAGCUUUCCCUAUGAAUUUUCCUAUGGAGCCGAAGGCGGGGCCAAGUUUUUGGAAAAGCGCCUCAAGGUCUCGGGGAACCAGCACGAAGAGCUCCAGAACGUGCGCAAGCACAUCCACUCCUGCUUCACCAACAUCGCCUGCUUCCUCUUGCCUCACCCGGGACUCAAAGUCGCCACGAACCCAAACUUUGACGGGAAGCUCAAAGAAAUCGAUGACGACUUCAUCAAGAACCUGAAGGUGCUGAUCCCGUGGCUGCUCAGCCCGCAAAGCCUGGACGUCAAGGAGAUCAACGGGAACAGGAUCACCUGCCGAGGCCUGGUGGAGUAUUUCAAGGCCUACAUUAAGAUCUACCAAGGAGAAGAGCUCCCUCAUCCCAAAUCCAUGCUGCAGGCUACCGCCGAAGCAAACAACCUGGCUGCUGUCGCCACAGCAAAGGACGCUUACAACAAAAGGAUGGAGGAGGUGUGUGGGGGUGACAAGCCCUUCCUGGCCCCCAGCGACCUACAGAGCCGCCACCUGGAGCUGAAGGAGGAGGCGGUGCGCCAGUUCCGCUCGGUGAAGAAGAUGGGGGGCGAGGAGUUCAGCCGGCGCUACCUGCAGCAGCUGGAGGCUGAGAUCGACGAGCUCUACGUCCAGUACAUCAAGCACAACGACAGCAAGAACAUCUUCCACGCGGCCCGCACCCCCGCCACCCUCUUCGUGGUCAUCUUCAUCACCUACGUCAUCGCGGGCGUCACCGGCUUCAUCGGCCUGGACAUCAUCGCCAGCCUCUGCAACAUGAUCAUGGGCCUGACCCUCAUCACGCUCUGUACCUGGGCCUACAUCCGCUACUCCGGGGAGUACCGGGAGCUGGGCGCCGUCAUCGACCAAGUGGCCGCAGCCCUAUGGGACCAGGGAAACACAAACGAGGCUUUGUACAAACUCUACAGCGCGGCCGCGACCCACAGACACUUGUACCACCACGCUUUCCCCACGGCGCAGAAAGCGGAGCCCGCCGACGGCACGGAAAAGAAGACCAUGUGAGCCGCGUCCCACGGAGGUGCAUGAAACCCGCGUCAUUAAACAUGUUAAUCGUUUUUUGCAUCCAUGUUGCCGCCAGCCUCAGAAAAAGGAAAGGCCACGGAAACCGGUCACCCCCUUCACGCAUACCAAUGGCUUAAGUGUGGCUGCUUUCAUUCGGACGAUUCCUUGCUGAUAACGGCAUGGCUGACCUUUUCCUUACGAACACGCCGACUUUUAGUUUUGCUGCACACCAAGGAGGCUUGGGCUCUCCGGGGGAAUCGCGGGACUUUGGCGAGGCGCAUUGCCAGAGAAGGCGCCCGCUUCCAUCAAGGGCUUGGCUUCCUCGGCCCUUCUCCGUUCGGCCGCAGGUUUUCCCGAUCCGAAACCGCCAAGCCCUUAUCCGAGAGGGACCACGUCUUCGUAACUUUCUCCAGUUUGCGCACAAUGAUUUCUCACGUUUUUCUUUCUUUUCCUUCAUCCAAGCUGUGAAUGACAAUGGAUUCACUUUGAAAAUAGAACAAGAGAGAGAGAUUGCCUUCGCGGGAGCUGCAAAGGAUGGUUUCUUUUGCCACGGGAUCUGAAAAGAGAUGGAACGUUCCUUUUUUUGUACAUGUGUGUUGGGAGUUUCACUGUAUAUAUUUCCGUUCUGUGCAUAAAAAGAGUGUGCCUAGUUUUUAUUAUUUUAUUGUCAAUUAAAAUGUUUGGUUCCUACGA
Anolis sagrei ordinatus is the source of this 2599-nucleotide messenger RNA. It is a transcript of the gene ATL1, whose product is annotated as atlastin GTPase 1. NCBI's taxonomy places the organism in Eukaryota, Metazoa, Chordata, Lepidosauria, Squamata, Anolidae. Gene Ontology annotation, molecular function: GTPase activity; GTP binding. The record is from RefSeq and is a predicted model, not a curated record. Gene Ontology annotation, biological process: endoplasmic reticulum organization; protein homooligomerization.